AUGACUUCUAUGGAGAACAGAUCUGAAGUGAAUGAGUUCAUCCUUAAAGGAAUAACAGAUGAUCCAGAACUUAAGGUUCCUCUCUUCAUCAUGUUCACCCUCAUCUACCUCAUCACCCUAAUAGGGAACCUAGGAAUAGUAUCUUUGAUCUCCUGGGAUUCCCACCUCCACACACCCAUGUACUUUUUCCUUAGUAACCUCUCUUUGGUGGAUUUUAGCUUGUCUUCAUCUGUGACUCCUAAGGUGAUGGCUGGGCUCCUAAGAGGGGACAAGGUUAUCUCUUAUAAUGGAUGUGCCACACAGUUGUUCUUCUUUGCAGCAUUUGUUAUUAUUGAAAGUUUCCUCUUAGCCUCCAUGGCCUAUGAUCGCCAUGCAGCUGUGUGUAAGCCCCUACAUUACACCACCACCAUGACUUCAACUGUAUGUGCAUCUCUGGUCUCUGGUGCUCACAUCUGUGGAUUUCUGACCUCCUCCAUAGUCACAGGAAAUAUAUUUAGCCUUUCCUUUUGUAAGUCAAACAUAGUGAAUCAUGUUUUCUGUGAUAUCCCCCCUCUCCUUGUUCUCUCUUGCUCUGAUAUUCAUAUCACUGAGUUACUAGUCUUUAUCUUAACAUCAUUCAAUGCAUUUUUCCCAUUUAUGGUCAUCUUUUCUUCUUAUUUGUUAAUCUUCAUCACCAUUCUGAAGAUACGUUCUACUGAGGGCCGCCAGAAAGCUUUUUCCACUUGUGCUUCCCAUCUCACAGCAGUAUCUAUAUUUUAUGGGACAGCUGUCUUCAUUUACUUCCAACCUAGUUCAAGUCAUUCAAUGGAUUCGAACAAAGUGGUAUCCAUAUUCUACACCAUGGUCAUUCCUAUGCUGAACCCUCUGGUCUAUAGUCUGAGGAACAAAGAUGUCAAGAACACUUUCAGGAAAGCUAUGAGGAGACAACAUUAA
Molecule: messenger RNA, 933 nt
Organism: Antechinus flavipes (yellow-footed antechinus)
Lineage: Eukaryota; Metazoa; Chordata; Mammalia; Dasyuromorphia; Dasyuridae
Product: olfactory receptor 5B12-like
Exons: 1
Coding region: 1-933 (310 amino acids)
Biological process (GO): sensory perception of smell; G protein-coupled receptor signaling pathway
Cellular component (GO): membrane
Molecular function (GO): olfactory receptor activity; G protein-coupled receptor activity; odorant binding
Source: RefSeq, a predicted model, not a curated record